Molecule: messenger RNA, 798 nt
Organism: Parnassius apollo (apollo)
Lineage: Eukaryota; Metazoa; Arthropoda; Insecta; Lepidoptera; Papilionidae
Source: the annotation of a GenBank genome assembly
AUGUCGCCAAGUCGAACCGCUGACUUCGGUCGGGACCAUUGCGAGAGCGGUAGGCGAUCCAGGUGGCUGGGCUUGCGCCCCGGCCACAUUGGGCAAACACAAGCACAGGACAGAACAAGAAAGAAAGAAUUAUUUUGCCACCCCGGCCUCCCACAGGAGCCGGGGAGCUUGGCCCAAUCUUCGGCCGCUAAAAUUGGGGCUUCGGCCACGGUUUCUGCGGUCUCUGACUGGACGUGUCCGGUGUGUGGACGUGUGUUCACCACCAAAACGGGGCUAGGGCUCCACAAGCGUAGGGCCCACCCCGAAGUAGCAAAUGCGAAGGCCGCUCCAAACAUGGUGAAGCGCAGGUGGCGCGAUGAGGAGCUGGCAUUGAUGGCGCGUACAGGGGCGCAAUUACUUGAAGAGACCGGUCGCUGUACGAACGCAGACCUGCUCGAAAGCCUGUCGGGGUUCGAGCGGACCCUAGAGGCCAUCAAAGGAAAAAGGCGCUGUGGGGAAUAUAAACGCCUGGUACAAGAGUGCCGGGCAAAAGUCAAGGACAAAUCCCCACCCAAGAGCAGCCAAGCGCCUGAGAGCAGGGGUUCGACACAGCCGGAAUCCGAAAGUGUCGCGCUUUCUGUCCAGCCUCUGCCAGCUGAAAACGCACCGCCUGUCGCUGAUGACCCAUCACCGCACUACUGUAGUGUCCCAGAUAACUCGUGUGCAGACCAAAUUGUGGCGGAUCUUCUUGAGAGGGCCGCGAUGAGGAGGUCGCGACACGGCCUGGGUUCCCGUAGUGUUGGGCAAUAUCUCGGAUGA